AUCAUAAGGAUCCUAUUUAUGUGUGAACAAGGUGUGGCUAUCUUAGCUAUCUUUCUUCUUCACAUGAGAAAAGCCAGCUUUAGAAGAAAAAAGUUUUUAAAAAAUUGUCAUUGUCAACAAUGGUUUUCACUUCCUUUUCUUUAGCUGGCCACCUUGACCCGUUUCCAAUAGUGUACGAAAUGAUUCGCAUUGAGAAAAUAUUCAUAACCUCAAUCUUCAUUCAUGAUUGAAAAUAUUUUGAUAUUCAACAGCUCCAUUCUUCCAUCCCUUCCCACUUACUUCUACAGCACCCAUCUGGGAUUUUUCUUCACUAAACACCUUAGUUUUCCUGUUUGAAAAACUGCUUGACCUGCAGGUUAUUUAGUAGACCCACAAGGCAAUUCAACACCUUGUAGUUCAGGCUUUUUGGAAAUUGGAAUUGGAACUCACUCCCAAGUUCAGGUUUUUAUUUUUUCUGGAAUAGGAGUUUGCUUUGUUGCCCUUUGUUUUUAUUAGCUUUCCCGUUUUUCUUUUUCCUUUUUUGGGUGAUGGUUUAGGAUUACAAGAAGAUAUAUGGUUAAGAAUUUUGGUGUUUGAAAGCUUCCAAAGUUUGUAGCAAUGAGAGGUGGUUUCUUUGGUGCCUUCAGAUGCUGUAAAGGGGACAAUGAUACCAUUCAGCCAGGGAUUCCUACGAACAAUGCAAGGCUCUUUUCUUACAACUUAUUGAGAUCAGCAACAGGCAAUUUCCAUCCAACAAACAGAAUAGGCGGAGGUGGUUAUGGAGUUGUCUAUAAGGGAGUUUUCAAAGAUGGUACUCAAGUUGCAAUCAAAUGUCUUUCUGCGGAGUCUAAACAAGGAACCAAUGAAUUUCUGACAGAGAUUAAUAUGAUAUCAAACAUAAGACAUCCAAACCUUGUUGAAUUCAUUGGCUGCUGUGUUGAGGGAAAUCAUCGGAUAUUGGUGUACGAAUAUCUGGAAAACAAUAGUCUUGCAAGUGCUUUGCUUGGUUCAAAAAGCAAGCAUGUUGCUCUGGAUUGGCCAAUGAGAGCUGCUAUAUGCCUGGGUACUGCGUCUGGUCUUGUGUUUCUUCAUGAGGAAGCCGAACCACACGUUGUCCACAGGGAUAUUAAGGCUAGCAACAUACUUCUUGGCAGAAACUUUGAUCCUAAAAUAGGUGAUUUUGGGCUGGCAAAGCUUUUUCCAGACAAUGUCACUCAUCUUAGUACUCGAGUGGCGGGAACUGAUGGAUAUCUGGCCCCAGAGUAUGCGCUUUUAGGCCAACUUACGAAGAAGGCCGAUGUAUAUAGUUUUGGGGUGGUUAUGCUUGAAAUAAUUAGUGGCAGAAGCAGUAGUAAGUCAGCAUUUGGGGAAGAGCUAAUGGUUCUGGUUGAAUGGACAUGGAAACUAAGAGAAGAAAAAAGACUUCUGGAGAUUGUUGAUCCUGAAUUGACAGCAUAUCCAGAGGGCGAGGUGCUGCGCUUCAUUAAGGUCGCUUUGUUUUGUACCCAAGGCAGUGCUCACCAAAGGCCAACCAUGAGGCAAGUAGUGGAGAUGCUUUCCAAAGAGGUUCACCUAAAUGAAAGUGCACUAACAGAGCCAAGAAUAUACAGGGGACAUUCCUCUAAACAGUUGGGUGGUGCUAGUACAGAUGAAUCAUCGUCUUCUCAGGCAGAAAAGAGAAAGCAACCAGUAAAUCCUUUUGUAAAUUCUAAACAUUCAUAUAACUCUCAAGGCUCUGAUAGUGUGACCCAGAUGCUUCCCAGAUGAUGCAUUUACCAAUGUUGUAUAUUAUUCUUUGUUU
Quercus robur (English oak) is the source of this 1780-nucleotide messenger RNA. RefSeq names its product putative serine/threonine-protein kinase. Lineage: Eukaryota; Viridiplantae; Streptophyta; Magnoliopsida; Fagales; Fagaceae. Gene Ontology annotation, biological process: protein phosphorylation. The record is from RefSeq and is a predicted model, not a curated record. The transcript is spliced from 6 exons. Bases 598 to 1746 code for a protein of 382 amino acids. Gene Ontology annotation, molecular function: protein kinase activity; ATP binding.